GACGACCAUCAAGAGAGCCUUCAUCAUUCAACGCUGCCAUUCUCCCACAUUAUGGCGUCGCGUGAAGAGAGAUUACAGGCAAGGUUGCGCGGCGCACAGAGGCGUCAAGUUAAAGAUGUUGACUUCGGACUCGUAUUUCCUGCUGCUGCUGCUGCUGCUGCUACUGCUCCAUUGCAGCCAGUCCCUUCGAAUCGACGAACACCUCAGCCAGAUUUAUCCCCACCAUCCGAGUUGCCUGCCCAACGAUCCAGUCGACGAACACCCGCCAACCGCGAACAACCAGUAGAUUCCGGAGCUGUAGAAGCAAAUAAUCUACAAGUGAUCAUACAUAGCGCAAAUGACGCAAAUACAUCUGCGAAGAGGAGAAAGCUCGAUACCGAUGCACCGCCCUCAUCCUCCGCAAGAAGCACUCGAUCAUCUCAACCCAGACCAGACAUAUAUACAAUCCAUGAUGAUGUGCAGCAAGAGCCAUCAGCCCUGGAGGCGUCUAAUGCCUCAAUUGAGGAGUCUACGGUUAUUGAGACUAUACCCGAGACAAUAAUACCGCCCCCGCGAACCGCCAGAACACCCUCUCGAACGCAAGAAGAGAUUACGGAGAGUCCUAUAGACGCACCCGGAAGUGGCCAUAGGACACGCGUUUCUGUUUUGGAAGCAAGCAUUGCAAGUUCGGAUUUACAGGCGGAAUUGGAAGGUAGUUCGGCCAUUGAGACACCCAUUCCUCAAAAUCAAAGAAAGCGCAAAAGAGGAGACGAGGCGACGAAGCUAUCUACACAUCCAUCACGAUCACAGCCCGUUCAAGCUUCUUCUGCAGCAGAUGACGAACUGGACGAACUGUCUCCGGAGCAACCAGAGAGACGUGGUUGGAGGAAGGUGGUUGAGCAUUCCCCUGAGCUGGAAGAACCAGUCGAAGAGGAAGAGGCUGAGGCUAUCGACGACGAACAAGCUGCUGUUAUGCUCAAGAAGAAUCGUGGACGGCGAAUAUCGAGACAUGUACCCGAGGAGUCUCCCGAUCUGGAUAGCCCUGUAGCCCCAAGACAACCUGUCUUGAAGAAACUAAAGGGGAAGUCUCGUCCGGCUUCCAGCCCGGCCAAACAAAGCCAUCCCAAGCAGCCAUCGGUGAAGACGAAAUCAAAGAUGUCCAAGAAGCCGAAAGUCCGCAUUGGCAGUCCUAUUCCAGUUACUGUCCACCGAUUGAGCCGAGCACCAUUGUACGACGAAGAUGAACUUCAUGCAGAUAUUUUGAAUGCGGAAAUUCCUCGUACGAAGCGAGGUGGUGUGAACGCCAUCGACGUUCUCAGCCAAAUUUGCCAGGAAAUUAUAGGUGCUGGGUUGGACACCUUAGAAGAUGGAUGCAACAGAUGUGAAGAUCCAAUUUUGAGGCGUGAGUACAAAACGAAAUUACGAGCUGUCGAGGCUUUUGGGGAUGAGUUACAGACACGAUUACUGGACCAUACAAUAAAUUUGGACAAUUCGCAUUCUCUUGCGCAGCGACUUCGAGACGAACAGAAGAAGAAGCUGGGUCUGCGAGAGGAGAUUCUUCGAAUCCGAGCAGAACGGGAGCAAGUGGCCCUGAAGAUGGAUGAAAUUCGAAUCAGGCAUGGAAAUGAGACAAAGAAAGCUCAGGAGAGGGAUACACUCAAUACAACCGUACAUGAUAUCGAGUUAGCCAUCGACCUCGGAAAGUCUUCGCAUACCGAUUAUGACGGAGAAAUGAUCGGUACGGAGGUCCUUCUAAAGCGAGUUGCAGACGAAGUCAGCAACAACAGCGAUUCUGGAGGCAUCUUGAAGCAAAUUAAGGACUUUAAUGCUUUCCUCGAACGAGCAGCAUUGGCAUUGGAGUCUCGGAAGGGUUAAGCUAUAGGAGGGAAGGAUGAAGAAGAAGUAGAGAUACCCAUUUUGAACGACUUUAUGAAUGAACCGGAUAAAGGUAGAAUUCAAAAAUGAUUCCCUUUCUAUUUCACCUGUGUGCGCAUGUAU
Hyaloscypha bicolor E is the source of this 1977-nucleotide messenger RNA. RefSeq lists its product as uncharacterized. The transcript has 5 exons. Bases 52 to 1854 code for a protein of 600 amino acids. The record is from RefSeq and is a predicted model, not a curated record. Lineage: Eukaryota; Fungi; Ascomycota; Leotiomycetes; Helotiales; Hyaloscyphaceae.